This is a messenger RNA of Triticum dicoccoides, 1580 nucleotides long. RefSeq lists its product as uncharacterized. Gene Ontology annotation, molecular function: protein binding. Lineage: Eukaryota; Viridiplantae; Streptophyta; Magnoliopsida; Poales; Poaceae. The transcript has 2 exons. The record is from RefSeq and is a predicted model, not a curated record. The annotation marks the transcript as partial.
AUUAUAGUCCGUCUUCUCCAGCGUAAAUCAUUGUGUCAACGCGGUCGUCAGGCUGUUGUCUGUACGAUUCGGUUUCAUCUCAGAGAGAGAGAGAGAGAGAGAGAGAGAGAGAGAGAGAGAGAGAGAGAGAAGAGAAGAGAAGAGAAGAGAAGAGAAGAGAGAGAGAAGUCGGGGAUUCUCGACUUCUGUCUCCUCUUGUGUCUGAAAAAUACAGACGAGCGCUUUGGAAGGCAUACUGGACUCGGAGGAGGUUAUUGUAGCGGGCUGUUCAGGGCUCCCUGGACUCGGAGGUUAUUAUCCAUGGAGUCAGAUAGUGCGCGCCGCCAUAAAGGCGAGGAAGAUAGGCUCAGCGCGUUGACCGAUGACAUUUUAAUCUCUAUCUUGGGGAGAGUCGACCUUGCCAUGGCAGCAAGGACUAGCGUGUUGUCAACGCGGUGGAGAAACUUGCCGUGGCUACUUCCUGAUCUCAAACUUCAUGUCACGGACUUCCUUAGUGCCCCAUGUACAGGGGCUGCACACACUGAUCAAGCAAUGGCGUCUCUGACAAGAGCCACUAGCAGCUUCUUGGCUCAGCCCCGCAGGGAACACACCAUCUCAACACUAUGCCUCAAGCUUUACCUCAUGGGCAACUAUUCGCGUGACAUUGGCCUGCUAGUUAGCAAUGCCAUUGACAGCGAGAUGCUAAAAGAUUUGGAACUUGCCAUUUUAACUGAGAAGGAGGUCAAGGACUCCGACAACGAGGUUAUGUUACGGCAAGCUCGGGAUGUGGAUGGAUUUUUCAGUGAGUACCCUAGUGUUCUUCGCUGCCUCACAAGGCUUCAUCUACAUAAUGUUCGCUUCGCCGAACGCGACAUGAAUCACCUCCUGUUUGAUUGUUGCAAGCAAUUGCUGCACCUUCGUCUGGACCACUGUGACACCGGGGACUUAUCUGUAUGGAAGAUCAAUGCGCCACAUUCGAAUCUCAGAGUUCUAGAAGUCUACUUGUCAUUGAAAAGAGCUGAGGUGCUCUGCCUUCCAAAACUAGAGCGGGUCCGUUGGCAGGUACUGAGGGGCCACAAUUCUGUCUUGCACCUGAGAACGAGUGUAGGAGGCAUCAACACCGAUGUGCUUGGUGAGCUCAUGCUUAACAGGAUCACGGUCAAUGCUGAGUGCCCCAGUGCUGUCGGAGAGCAGAGGGGUCGGUGUAGCAGUGGAAACACCAAAAUCCUGAAGAAGCCAUCGUAGCCAAGUAAUUUCUGCAGUCACGGACGCCAUAGCUCGCAGCUCAGCCUCAGCACUGGAGCGAGAUACAGCAUUCUGCUUCUUGGUCUUCCAGGCAAUCAGGGAGGAGCCAAGAAAAACACAAUAGGCAGAGAGAGAGCGGCGAUCAGUGGGAUCGCUGGCCCAGGUAGCAUCACAGUAGGCCUGAAGCUGAAAAGAGCCGGAGCGAGGGAAGAAUAAGCGACGAGUCACGGUACCACGAAGGUAACGAAGAACACGAAGAAGGUGACUGUAGUGAAGUUGAGUGGGAGCAGAGACAAACUGACUUAGAAUGUGCACAGCAUAAGAAAUGUCAGGACGAGUGAUGCCUAGAUAGACAA